GGCAACCAGACACAGAUGACAAGUUGGGGCUUGUCUGCUGCUGAGAGAGGCCGAUGGUCUGAACUUCCUCAGUCUGCAGAGCAGCGGUUCACUCCUCUGAGCCAUGCCGCGCCGCUCCGCUGCCACCAGCCGGACGUGAGAGACAUACAGGGGGAUUCUUAGAUCAGCAGACCCUCCAUCUGGCACCUGAACGCACCAAAAACGCUCCCCAGGAGUCACCGACACUGGUGCUCGUUCCUCCUCCGACUCUCAUCUCGUGUGAGUGUGGAGAUCACUAUGGCAACCAAGCCUCAGGGAGACCAGGGAAGGCCGAGGUUUGGCCCCAGCGACCGCCUGAUCGCCAUGUUCAGGGCCUGCACCAGAGAUCCAACCGAGGCCAUUAAAGCCAGACUGAGAAGUAUGCUGCACACAUUUCUGCAACACUACAGGGGCAACGCAGGAAGUGAGACCAACGAGCUGGCUGCAAAGUGCUGCUGUGAGGCCGAGAUCUGGUAUUACAGGAUCCUGGAGAACCGUGCCAGCGCAGAGAGGAGCCUGCUGGGCAUCAGUGACAUCUCAGGCAUCUUGGAGAAUGAAGUUUUCCAGUGCUGCCUGGUGGCCUGUUGUCUUGAGAUCACCAUAUUCUCAAACCGUCUACCGUGCGACUUCCCCCUGCUCCUUCAGAUCCUCAAAUUGGCACCAUAUCACUUCUGGAGGGUGAUCGAGCUGGUGUUGCGGGCCGAUGUGGGACUGCCUCACGCUGUGGUCAGACACCUCGCCCAAGUGGAAGAGAAAGUUCUGGAGAGCUUGGCCUGGAGCAGCAACUCGCCGCUGUGGGAAGAAAUCCAAGCCAAUGAGGGCCAUCUGCCCACCUGCCAGCAGGUGAUGCGUCCUGCUCAGCUUGAAGAUCCGAAGAAAGCAGACAUGCAGCCUGAUGGAAACCUCCCAGGAGUGGGAGCUGAACCGUCUGGCAGCGCUGACCAACGGCAUUCCCCGUCUGAAAACCGCUCUCAGAGAAGCAACUCCCUCCGCCUGUUUGCUCGCAAGGUUUACAGCUUGAUGGGGAAGCGUCUGAGGGAGCUGUGCUCCACACUGCGCAUAUCUGAUGAGCUGAGGUUGAAGAUCUGGACCCUCUUCGAGCACUCUCUGGUCCACUGCACUGACCUCAUGGUGGACCGUCACCUGGACCAACUGCUCCUGUGUGCCAUCUACAUCACGGCUAAGAUUACCAAUGUGGAGAUACCCUUCAAACACAUAAUGAAGUGCUACAAGUCUCAGCCGUUUGCCUGCCGAAACGUCUGUAAAAAUGUGCUGAUUUCUGGAGGAGACACAGAAUAUUCUCUCACUGGAAGCAACAUAAUGCACGUGGCAGGUACGACAGGUAACCACAGCGACGGUAUCCUGACCCCCAACACACCAUCGACACAUUACCGGGGACCCUGUGAGGAGGAGAGGGGCAAUCUUAUCUACUUUUACAACCAGGUCUACACCCCAAAGAUGCAGCACUUUGCCAAGCAGUUUGCACCAACCUCAGGAGGAGACACGCCUCCUUUGUCUCCGUACCCCCGGCAGUGGAGAGCAUCUCCGCGCAGACGCAAGCUGUCCAGCAGCCACUCCAUCUACAUUUCACCGUACAGCACAGAAAUCACGCCCCCCCGCACACCUGGACUCUGCUACUACUUCAACUCGAGCCCCUCAGAGCGUCUGCGUGAGAUCAAUAACAUGAUCCGGACGGGCAGGUCAGUCAGCAGACGAUGCUGUGUGGUGGCCCUGGAUGGAGAAGAGGACGGGGAGGGAGAAGGGCGUCCUUCGGCGAAGAGGCCUCAUUUGGAUGAUCAGUCAGCCUGGCAGAAGCGACUAAGGAACGUGGUGAAUGAUCGCGUGACGAGAGGGGACCAGGACCAGGCGUCUCCGGUUACAAAGCCCAACCUGCACUAGAGCGGAGAGGAGCAUGCGGUCUCCCUCCGCUCCUGUUUAGAAACAAUGUCACGUUGUUAGAGGGGGAAGCACAGGGCAGCUUUGUCUUCCUUUGCAGCCGCCAUGUGAGAAUUCCUCUGGGCUCAGCUCAUGUUGUCUGCAGUCCAAGCUAAAAUGACGCCUUUUUUGCUGUUUUGUUCUGACGCCCACUGUCCUUGAAUCAAGCACUUGGCCCUCAGCUGAGCGGCCAGCGGUAGGAGACUGUCGUCAUCCCGGGCAGCUCCCUGGUGGAAGUGCACAAGUCAGAUGACGCUGAUGUAGGGCGCGACUGCAAAGUUCUGCGACUUUGCUCGGAUGAAGAAAUGUAAGACUGAGACGAUGUUGCAAGUGAAGGGCAGUUAAAACAGCGGGACAAACUUUCCUGCGCCUCACAGCCCCCACAGGGGUGAGUAAAUGUCAAGCUUCUCCAGGGUCUGCGGCCCUCAUGAAUACUUGAUUGUAAUUGACUACAUUCUGAUUAAGUGAGGGAUGCAAAGUGUUCAGUGCAAGCCACUCUAAAGCAAUUUUUAAUGUGUUUUCCCUCUUUUUAUCCCGUAAUGAUGCUUUCUCAGCUUACCUCUUUGAAUUGUUAAAUAUAUUCAAGAUGAAACAUGAUUCUUCUUACCGGGAAUGAAGGCAAAGGGCAAAAGUUACAGCAGCAAGAAACUUUAUUCAAUGGUACUUGAAGCUUGUAGACGGAUUAGAGAGAGUAAAAAACUGAAUAAUAAUAUGUUCAUGUCCUGUCACCAGCUGCAGCCAUUACUGAUUGUAACCUUUAUAUCAAGGCUGAGCAGUUUUAUUAAAGUGUUUCGCUUA
Messenger RNA from Chelmon rostratus (copperband butterflyfish), 2751 nucleotides. RefSeq names its product retinoblastoma-like protein 2. The transcript has 14 exons. Lineage: Eukaryota; Metazoa; Chordata; Actinopteri; Chaetodontiformes; Chaetodontidae. Bases 277 to 1917 code for a protein of 546 amino acids. The record is from RefSeq and is a predicted model, not a curated record. Gene Ontology annotation, molecular function: RNA polymerase II transcription regulatory region sequence-specific DNA binding. Gene Ontology annotation, biological process: regulation of transcription by RNA polymerase II; negative regulation of G1/S transition of mitotic cell cycle; cell differentiation. Gene Ontology annotation, cellular component: nucleus; transcription regulator complex; chromatin.